This is a messenger RNA of Dreissena polymorpha, 2767 nucleotides long. RefSeq lists its product as uncharacterized. Bases 1454 to 2368 code for a protein of 304 amino acids. The record is from RefSeq and is a predicted model, not a curated record. Lineage: Eukaryota; Metazoa; Mollusca; Bivalvia; Myida; Dreissenidae. The transcript has 10 exons.
CUGCGCUAGUUUGUCGGAGUUUACUUCCUCAUUUAGUCAGUUUAAAUCUGUAGGAGCGUAAAGAACGAAAAUAAUGUGGAGUAAAAAGUUUGCGUGUGUUUUUAUACUGGCUUCCGUUUCAGUAGACGGUAUACACUACAUGAUAUCCAACGAAAGGACGGACUGGAACAAUGCGAGUUGUAAACUAGCCGUUCCAAAUCUGAAGUCUACAACAGAAGGUGAUUGGCAAAUUGACGAACAACAUAUGAAUCAGUUGAAUAUACCAACAAAUGGCGUUUGGAUAGGGUACAUACAUGCCACUGUGGCGUUUGAAUACUUAGGUUGCUCACAAGCUUCACAGUCAACGAACAAAAUAUGGAUGAACAGCAUCGGCCACUGCAAUUCGAAGUGCAAAGGAAACAUGUUCGGUGUCCAAGGAACCAAUCAAGGUAGACAGGGUGUUUUAUGCGCGUGUAUUGCCAGCAGCAAUGCCAUGACAGCACAAUCCUGCACAGAAGUAUGUGACCAAGACUUUAUUUGUGGAAUGCACAAUACCGAUAACAAUUUACAAGAAAACAAAAGGGGGACAGUGGGUCGCUAACAGUAUUGACAUGUACCCCUCCUCAUGGGUGGACGCAAAUAAAAUAUGUUUGUCCAACGCAACUUUGCCUGCGACAGUGGCCAGUGUAUUCAAAGCAAAUUUUAGUGAUGCAUUGAAUCAAGUUCACUGGACAGGCGUCAUUCGGACAAAUACAGUGCUGAUGGCAGACGAUGCAGAUUUUAUUACCACGCAUGGAAAAACUACUUAUGCCUUCAUGACAGAUAAUGGAAAAAUAUAUUUCGAAGAACGUGGGUAUAGAAGCAGUCUGUGUACAGCAAGUAAGUUAUGCAUUAUAGUGAGGUGUCAACAGGUGAACACGCUGGAUAUGUUAAACCUUCGCAUUAAACGUCAUCUCCACGAACUUGACCAUACGAAUACGAAGCGUCACUUGUUUUGUUUCUACGAAAGGAAUCUUGUUUUCACUAUGACUAUCCGCAAGUGAAAUAUGGAAGUUUUACAAUGUCACAAAUAUAUUGUAAACCUAAUGUAACGGUUGUCAUACUUACAAACGCAUGAUCGCCUUGAAGGGAUGAAUGGGCAAACACCAUAUGUUUCCCAACAUGUUAGUAUAUACAUAAUAUUGAAAUCAAAUAUAUAAUAUACUGCAAUACAGUUGUGUUUAUUCACUUGAUGUAAAUUACGUGGGGACAGUAGCCUAGUGGUAGAAUGCUGGUUUAGGGAUCGGAAGGUCCCUGUUUCGAAUUCCGCUGGGGGCACUGGAUUUUUCUGAGCAAAAAAAUAAUCCCACGCUUGCUCCUCUCCUCCUUUCAGGUGUGUAAAUGGGUACCUGUGAGGGAAAUAAGUCAAUUUGCCGUGGCUGCCUUCGGCGCAAUAUGUAAACGAACGACUUAAAUCCCAGUGAUCGGGGGGUUAAUGUCAACGUCGGCUGAAGAUGCAUACGUUAUCGAAGCAGACUCGGCAGCAGCAACAACAAGACCAACGUUUCACUUUUCAACAACAACGAAGCUGUCCGAAGGAAUUGAAACGACCUCAUCAACUCAAAGUAAUCCUAGCCCUGUCAGCCCUACAAUCAGUGAUUCGACGCUCACGGAGUCAUUUACCAGUCAUCAAGAACUAAAACAAUUCGAUAACGUGUCUGAACAGUCUCCUAAAUCCUCAGCCGUAGGAAUAGGCAUCGGCGUUUCUGUUGCAGUAAUUUGUUUAGUGGUGGCCACGAUUACCAUUAUCGUCCUGAAGAAAAGAGGAUUAUUGCCCUGCAAACUAGGAGCAGACAAAAAACAACCGGCGGUCGAAAAGGUUGCAUUUGAAGAAAACAUAACGUACACGAAAGGCCUUGACGACACUGUGAAGAAUCAUAAUUAUUUCAUCCUUGAAAAAGGCUCACUAUCAGUAAAUGAAAAUAUCGACGAUUACAAUACCCAAUGUGAAUCAAAUCACGAAAAUGGUGAAGACGGUACUUACAAUUCAAUAGAGGACACAGAGGAACCAUAUAAACAUUUUAAAGAUAACAAUGGUGAGUAUGACUACACAACCAAUAAUUUAACAAGUGGAUCGAAUACGAGAAAACCUGAUAAUGUAUACAACAAACUAAAGUUAAACCGACCAGGUGACUAUAAUCACGUAGAUGGACGUGAACAUAAUGUUACCCAAUCAGGAAAUGACUACGAUAUAAAAUCUCCUGUUGUUGCUCCCAGUAACGCUGACGUUAGUGAUUACAAUCAUAUUACACACCCUGUUGAAGGGAAUGUUGACUAUGACAUCAAUACAGGGAGAAAGGUAAAACUCGCCCCGAGCGAUGCAUCGGGGUAUGCUCACGUCAAAAUUUAAAACAAAAGAAUGAAGUAAAUAAACUAUGGAAGUUAUAUACCAUUAACUGUGUAUACUUUGCUGCAAAUACGUGUUUCCUUUGUACAACUUUUACAUUUAAUGUAUUCGGCUGUGCUUAAUUCGACGAUGUACAUAGAAGAAAAAUAGAGAUCAUUAAACAAGCAUGGAUUACCAAUAGAUCAACAACAAUUUCAAUAGCAAUUGUAUCGUAAGUCUAUACAAUAUAAGUGUGUUACAUAACUUCAAACACUGGCACAUUUCUACAAGAUAAAAACAAACUAUUAUCCGUACGUUCAUAAAUGUUAUGUUCCGUUUAUUUGCGCGUAAAUGUAAAUGUACGCGUACAUCAUCGCUCUCUCUCUCUAUAUAUAUUGAAACAAUAAAUAUAAUGGUCUAUUU